This is a messenger RNA of Cladocopium goreaui, 3142 nucleotides long. Lineage: Eukaryota; Dinophyceae; Suessiales; Symbiodiniaceae. The record is from the annotation of a GenBank genome assembly.
GUUUUACCACCUGCAGCAUUACGAGCACCGAGCAACAGAAGAACAUUCGCGCAAUGUCUUGGUGAACACGAUCGCCACUGACAUGGUCGCCACGCGGGAUCAGUUUCGAGCGGUGACCCGAGACUCGCGAUGGUGCUCCCUGCCGGUCUACUUUGUGGAAAAGAUUCUAAACUACAAUCACCUGCCCAUCGGUUCCGAGACGGAGAUCCUAAGCCUGAUUGAGAGAUGGAACGCCACAGCUGACAAAGACAAAUCAGACAUCGUUCGACUUCUUGCUUGCUUCAGGCCCAGCGAAGAUUCGCAGAUGACGAUGAAGAAUUGGUUGUCCCUGAUGGGCUGGGUAGAUGAGACAGGCAAUGUGGUGCCCAUUCCUGGGCUCGAGGGAUUGGAGAGGAUUAUCACUGGCAAAGCCACCAAAGGUAAGAAGCCUCGAAACUGCAAAUCCACCAAUGUAGACGUCCGAGACUACACGAAGGCCAUGCUCGAAAACUACCACUCUGACCUUCAACCUGAAGGCAACGAGGACGAAACCGAUGCCACCUUCUUCCACUACCACGGCAGCAAGGUCUUGGCGCAAGGCUGUUCCUUCAAUCUGGGCGCAGGCGAUCGGCUGCUGCAGGCCGACGUUUUGCGAGAUUCUGGCAUCAGCCGGUUGCGCGUUGCCCUGUCGGAGCCUGCCUCAUUGCUGUGGAAUCCGGAGCAUGAAGUUUUCAUCGGUCUCUCCUACGGAGAAGGCAAAUACUUUGGUUUUCUUUGUAGUGCGUCAGCCUUUUCAGGCAUCUUUUCAGUGCGAGCUUUAGCAUCCGCCGCACCUGCGCCAAGCGCACCGGUGCACUUGACCGGCUCAGGAAACAAGAUGGAAUUCGACCUCGGCCUGGAGAUUCAGCUGCAUCGGGUGGAUUUGGUGGUGUCCUGCGAGCUCAGCUGCAUCUUUAAGAACGAGUACCUCACCAAGGAGAGGUUCCAGAUCUCGCAUGAUACGCUGGUGAACGGGCCUGGCUUGAGGUAUCAGAUGGUUGGGACUGGCCUCGAGAGUUCGAAAGUGCUGGUGAAUUUGGCUUGGGUCAGUGGUGGUGGUCCAUCCAUCGACAAACAUGUGGACUACGGGCCCAUCGGGAGUGGGGUAGCGCCUGGAUGGGCGGCCAUCAAAAUCAUCAAAGCCAGGGUCUCAGAUGCCUGGGUCAACUCGGGUUCCCGGAGGCCAAACAUCGGAUGCUGCAGGGCUGAUGUGUGGGUCAUGGUGCAGAAAGGUCCGCACUGGGAGAGUCGCGAUGGUCGGCGAGGAGGACAGCUGUUCGUAGGCAACCUACCGGCCGAUACGGAUGAGGAGGCCUUGAGUUUUGUGGCGACCUCAGUUGUGAACAGCAAUGUCAUCGCCCACGGCAAGGCCAUCGGCGCAUGUGGGAAACGUGGCCAGUGGCAACUCGCCUUGCACCACCUGUCCUUGGUGGAUCUGGCAGCGCUGCAACGAAAUGUGGUUCUCUACACUGCAGCCGUUUCGGCGUGUGGACAGAGCGCACGUUGGAGGGAGGCAUUGGUAUUGCUGUCGGACUUGCAGUUGCGAGGGUUGGAGCUGAACAUGAUCCUUUGGAACUCCAUGACCAACGCCCUGGCGAAAGGUGCUCAGUGGCUCCGCGCCCUGUCCUCGCUGUCCUCGGUGACGCCAGAUGUGGUGACCGUGGGAGCGGCCUUACAGGCCCUGGAACAAGGCGGGCAGUGGAAGAAGGCUCUUCAGCUCUUUGAUGAGAUGUCUUAUCGACAGCUGCAGCGAAAUUUGGUGAUCUAUGCCACAACUUUAUCUGCAUGCAGCCGGGCCCAGCAAUGGCAGCUGGCGGCCCAUUUGUUUGGGGAGCUUCAGGACGCAUUUUUGGAUGCUAAUGUUGUGGCCUACAAUGCUCUCAUCACCGCCUGUGUGCGGGGAGAGGAGUGGCAAUUGGCCCUGCAGGUUUUUAGUGAAGCACUGAAGAGCCAGCUGCAGCUCAAUGUGGUCACCUACAGCUCUGCCCUGAAAUCUUGCGAGACCGGAUCUGCUUGGCAGUCUGCCUUGCUCGUGCUCGAGAUCAUGAACCAAGGGACUCACGGGAACGGCAAAAGUGCACCCAACCUCAUCAUGUACAAUACAGCCAUCAGCGCAUUUGGCAAGGCAGCGCGCUGGCACGAGGCCGUAGAGCUGUUUCAGCAGAUGAAUGAGCUCAGAAUACGGCAUGACAUCGCUACAUACAGUUCGAUGGCAGAUGCAUUGGCACGGAAAUGGCAAGACUCCCUGACGAUGAUUGAGGAAACAUCUCGUGUGCACAUUCAGCGCGACAUCAUCCUGUGCACCUCAGCGGUCCAUUCCUGCAGCGAAGUGCGAGAAUGGCGCAUGGCAUUGGAUGCUGUCGAAGAAAUACAGGAAGCGGAUUUUCAGAUUGAUAUUGCUUUUGCUGGAGCUUUGAUUUGCACCUUCGCCCAGGUGGCCUUAUGGAAACAGGCCCUGCACAGCUUCUUUCGGCUGCCGAAGUUCGGAUCCAGCAGCGCUUUGUAUACCAAUCUAAUUGCCAUGUGCGGCCGACAAGUGCAAUGGCGACGGGCGUUGCUUCCGGUUGAGGAGAUGGAUCGUCAGAAACUUGGAAUCAGCACCAAGCCCUACACAGCUGCCAUUGCGGCCUGUUCGGAUGCUGACCAAUGGCAGGCUGCCAUGACUUUGUUGGCACAGCUGGAGGAUUUUUCGUGCAAGGUGGACGGCCAGACCUUCAGCCCUCUGCUGGCGGCCUGUCCUUCGCAGACGGCCGCGCUGCUGGCACGGAUGGAAGAACGGAAGGUUCCGGGCAAUGUGAUCACGUUGAACGCGGCCAUCCAUGCCUGCGAAGCUGGCAGCAAUUGGACCUAUGCCCUGCAAUUGUUUCUGGAAUUUGACCGUGCGCGCAUGCAGCGAGAUCUCCUUAGCUUCAAUUCAACCAUGGCGGUGUGUGCUGCUGCGGCUUGUUGGAGGCAUGUGUCGCAGUUACUGUCCAUGCUCCGGAGUUCUUUGCUUCAGGCGAAUGCUGUCACUUUGGCCACGGUUGCAGCUUGUGCAACCACUCCAAGAUCACAACUUACAACUCUAGCAGCUUUGGAAAGUGCUGGAAUUGGGACUGUGAGAGCAAAAAUGAGCGGAUUUUGA